UUUACAAUGGAACAAAAUAAUCAUAAAAGAUCAGCAUUUGAAAAUUCCAAAAAUACUAUAUUUGGAUAUACUAUUGAAAUCGGAAAUACCACUUAUGAAAAUACUUUGGAAGAACGCAUACAAGCUGCUAAAAAUGCUUCGUCAAGUGCUAAACUAGCACAAAAACAAAUUUCUGAAGAAAAAUUAUCAAAUAAUAGGAAUGCAAAAGAAUGUUUAAAUGUUCAAAAUAAAGCUUUUGUAAAAUCAAUGAGCAAUGCUCAAGAGUUUAGAAUUAAAAAUAAACAAUUUUAUGCAUCUAUAAAUAAAACAGAUUUUCAAACUUCAUCUCAUAUUCCAUUACGAAAAAAUUUAACUAACACUAAAAAUAUAAACUCAAAYUUGGAAUCUAAAUACAAUACGWGUUUUUUAAAACCAACAUACAAAGGAGGUGGUUCAAUGCAACUUCGAUUAGAAGCUAUAAAAGCUAAUAAAAAGUUAUCUAAUAGAAAUUCGCAUGAAUGUAGUAAUACUUUAGAAUCAAAUAAUCCUUCAAAAAAUGUGAAUCUUCAAGAUAUCCCUCAUAUGAAAAAUCAUAGUUCUAUAUUGUGUAAUAAUAAUGUUCCUAAUCGCAAUGAAUAUAAAACUAGAUCAACUGUACAAAAAUAUCUUGAAGAAGUUAAAUAUACUGAACACUGUGAUCGUACUAAGGAUAUUACUAAUACACCAAAUCAAUCGGUUACAUCUGUACAAAAUAGACUUAUAAGUGCAAGAGAACAAAUGACUGCUAAAUCUAGAAAUAAUCGUGAAUUUAAUGUUUCAAAAUCUGGAAUAAUUAAGAAACCAUCAACAUGUGAAUUAGGCAAUAUUCACCAUGAUACAAAUACAUUGGGGCGUAACAAUAAAAACAAAACAAAACGGUUAAGCCAACCUAAUCAAAGUAUUAAGAAAAAGAAACCAGGACUUGUAUCAACCACAAAAAAAAUUAUUUUAAAUAACAAUUCCCUUAUUAAUAAAUGUAUUGAUCAACAGUUAUUGAAUGUACAAAAAAAACCAAUUGUACAGAUUUUAAAUAAUAAGAUUUCGUCUUCCCCUUCUUCUUCUGUGUCAGAAACAAUUGUAUCAACAAAAUUGGGAAAUCAAUGCACUUUAACAAAUUCAAAAUCUAAGGAACUUGACUCUUUUAGUUUUGUUAGGCCACAAACUUCUUGUCAUCAACAAACAUUUGAAAUUAAAAAUAAUACGCAAUUUAGUAAUGAUGAAUCUAUGGAAUGGGAAGAUAUAAUCGAAGCAAACGACAUAGUUGAAAAAGUUAAUGACUUGAGAAGAACCAAACAUGAAUAUGAACCUAUGGAAUGGACACCUGAUUCAAUCAUGCAGUGUGACAGCAUUAAUUACUGUUUAGUAAUUGAUACAAAUAUACUUUUAUCAGAUUUGAAAUCAAUUACUAUUCUUAUAGACAAAUAUUUAACUGAUUAUGGUUAUCCAACAAUUGUAUUACCAUGGCAAGUUUUAAAAGAACUUGACUGCAUAAAAAAUGGUGAAACUGCAAUUGCUUAUCGAGCACGUGAAGCCACCCGAUGGUUAUUAGACAUGCUUUCAAAACGUCAUCCAAGAUUAAAAGGUCAACCUAUGACGAAAAAAUCAUCCAUGAGUUCUGAUGAUGAUAUUUUAAGUUGUGCCAUGACUGUUAAAGAGAAAGUGAAUAUUGUAUAUUUAGUUACCGAUGAUAAAAUUUUAAACAUAAAAUCAGAGUUUAAUGGGAUACCAGUAAAAAAUUCAAUGUGGCUUCAAAGUUUAGUUACAAAUACAAAUCAAAAAAACUCAGACAUUUUCCAAGAGGCUGUUAAAAAUUAUCCAAUAAUUGAAAACAAAUCAAUUAUGAAAUUUGAACCUCAUUUAGAACAUAUUAUGGUGAGGGUCUUAAAAUAUGCUGUACGCCUUAAUACUAAAUAUUCAAUUCAUACACAAAAAUUAUGGUGGGAAAUAUACUCAUUGUCAAAACCAUUUAAUUUACCUCAAUUGUUGGAAACGCUAAAAGAACACUGGGAUAUAAUUGCACCUCAUCAAUUACUUAAAGCCCCCAAACAACAAUUGGAUUAUAUGGAAUAUUUUUUUAAUGAUCUUAAACAAAUCUCUCCUGAAAUUAGCCUUAGUUGGACUGAGUUUUACAAUUUUCUCAAGUACUGUACAGAAACUAUUAUUGCUUUACCUUAUGAAUAUUAUCAUAUUACUGAUGUACUUUUAUAUGAUUUGAUGAAAGCUAGAAGAUUUUUGAAACAGAAACUAGAUUGUACCACACCAGAUGAUAAGUCUUUUUAUUCGCUAAGUAAUUUAAGCAUUUCAAACAAUAAUGAUCUUAAUAUUGACAACAUUUUGUAUAAUAUUUCAAAAGCAGUUGAUAAAUUUUGCUCAUGUGUUUACGAUGAUAAUGGAUUUAAACGCGACUGGUCUGAAAAUGAUCAAAAAACUGGUGUUAUUAAAACAAUAAAUGUUGAUGAAAAAAUUAAUGACUAUUGUAGUAAAUUAUCAAAUAUCAUAAAAAUUAUGUUAAAAAUAAAGUUAUUAAAAGCUGAAGAAAUACUGGAAUCUCACAUAAUUAUUGAUGCAUUUUUAAAAGUAAUUACUGAAUUUGAUGACAAAUCUGUCAGCUUGAAUAAGGGAAAUGUCAUUGAUUAUUGUUUACUUAAAAAUAAAAAUUCUUUUUUUCAUAUUUUGAUAACCUUUCAAAAUAAUUUGGCAGCCAUGAAAAAUUUGAUUACUACCAUUAAGUCUUAGUAUUUAUU
This is a messenger RNA of Diuraphis noxia (Russian wheat aphid), 2762 nucleotides long. RefSeq names its product Swt1 RNA endoribonuclease (gene Swt1). The record is from RefSeq and is a predicted model, not a curated record. Gene Ontology annotation, cellular component: nucleus. NCBI's taxonomy places the organism in Eukaryota, Metazoa, Arthropoda, Insecta, Hemiptera, Aphididae.